AUGACUUCCGGGAAUGAAGGAAAGACGAAUGCUACUGGAGUGGAGAAGCAAGAUGAAGGACAGACUGUUCCCGUUGUAAAGGGAGAUACCGACCAACAGGUUCCUAGUGCUAGCGCCAGAGGAGCCACUACAGUGGUGGCAGCGGUGGGCUAUGAACCCACGCCCUUUCGGAUGCGAGUGACCACGCCAUCAGUGGUGUUCUUUCACAAGCCGAUUCGUCAGGCGUUGAACGCCCGAUCUGCUACGCCAGCCGGUCACUAA
Molecule: messenger RNA, 261 nt
Organism: Dibothriocephalus latus
Lineage: Eukaryota; Metazoa; Platyhelminthes; Cestoda; Diphyllobothriidea; Diphyllobothriidae
Source: the annotation of a GenBank genome assembly